Paramecium sonneborni is the source of this 1922-nucleotide messenger RNA. The record is from the annotation of a GenBank genome assembly. NCBI's taxonomy places the organism in Eukaryota, Ciliophora, Oligohymenophorea, Peniculida, Parameciidae.
AUGAUAAUAAAAAACAACGAAUAAAGAGCAUCAAUAAUUAAAUCAAAUAUAACAUUAGUUAGUCCAGUUAGAAAGUAAUUAAGAUUUUACUUCUAUUUAGAUCCUCAUCUAUAUUUUUAACAACAUCUAAUUAGAAUAUAAUGAGCUUUAAAGAAAUCAGUCCUAAAUAAUAAGAGUUGAAUCGCGUUCUCAAUUUUAAUAUAAAUCACUCAUAAUCUGCUAAUUCAUCCAUGUACUCUAUUGAAUAGGCCCCUAACUAAAAUAAAAUCAAAAAUAGAGUAAAUUUAGUAGAUAUAAGUUCAAAAUUUCUGUAACUUGAUGAAGAAAUAAUAGAAGUUUAUAAUGAAUUUGAAAAAAAUUAUAGAUCUAUUAAUUAGUUAGAGAAAUUAGAACCCAUUUCUUAUUAGACUAAUUAAUAUUUAGAGGUAAAACGUAAAAGCAAAAAUUAAUUAAUUCAAACUCAAGAUGAUUUAAUACAGUCAGAUUUGAUGCAUGGAGAUUAGAAUAGAAUUAAAAUAAAUCGUUUUAAAUUCAAUUAUUAUAGAAUGAAACUGAGAGGUAAAGUAUCACCAAUACAUGUAUUCUUUAAUAUUCCAGAUAGAGUUUAAACAUCUUCUCUUAAAAUAUUUUUAUCAACAAAAGCAGAAUUUCCUACAAAAUUUAAUGCUGAAUACAAUAUUCAUUCUAGAUUUGCAAAAAUCUAUUCAGAAAAAAAUUAACACUAUUUUAGUGAAGAAUAUUUAUUUAUCACUCUCUAUUCUGAAGUUGAUUUUGAAUUCUCUAUCAGCUUUUCGUUUGGUAAUUCAUCAACUAUUAAAUCUCCUAUUAAAUAAUAACUUGAACCUUCUGAAGAAAUUUAAGAUACUUUCCCACUAACUCAUAAAAUUCAACCCAAAGAUAAGAUAAUAGGUAAUCUUUAAGUAGCACAUCAUUAAGUAAGCCAUAGAUUGAAUAAGAUUCUUUCAGUAUAAUCAGAAAGAUUACAAAAAUAAAAAAUGGCUAAAUCUAUGAGAUAGUCUCUAAUCGAAGAUAAAUAAUUAGAUAAAAUAUCAAAAUUAUUAGUAAAGGAUUAAAUAAUUCAAUUUAGAGAAAUUGAAAAAUAAAUUAAGUAAAAAAGAGCUCUUGUAUAAUUUGCUUAAAAAAACUGGAUACAAAUUUUUGGUUUAUUUUUAAUUACUGAAUACAUAUUUUCUUGUUUAUAAGAGUAAAGAAGAAAGUAAAAAAUUGCUGCCAAAGGAAAACUUUUAGUUUGGGCAUUAAAAACAAAAGCAUUAAUAGAUGUUAAAGAAUAUGGUGUCAAUGCAAAAGAGAGGACAAUAUUUAAAUGUAGAUGUGUUAUGAAUAGUUUUGCUAAUAUAAUUAGAUCAAAAACAAAAUAUAAAGCAGAAUUUGUAAUAACUAAAUUUAUGGAUAGAAUUCUUCUUUUUCUUACAAUCUUAAAUAAACAUUAAAGCACACUUAAUAAAGGUAGACAAAUUUAUAAUUUUUUAUUUUAGUUAUAUUUAUUUAGAGGAAGUUUCGUCUUCUCAAAACUAAAAAGAGAUAGUUUAAAGAUAAGUUUUGGAAAUUAAUUAAAGAAAAUAUUGCUGAUAUCCUUUUUGAUUUAAGAAGAUAAAAAGAAAACCAAUUCUUUUUUGAAAAGCAACAAGUAAUAAUUGAUGUGUAAGUUGAAAUCCUGUAACUUUAGCCCAACAAUGAAUUAAGUGAUUGACGAAUACAAUAAAAAAUAAAGAGUACUUUGGAUCGAAUAUAUUUAGCAUACAUAUUUAGAAAAGGAUUAAAAAAGAGUAAUGUAAAUUAUUAACUAGAAAAUCCAUGAAACUGCACUAAACCUAAAAGAACCUAAAAUCUAUGACUUGCCAAAUAGAAAUGAACUUAGUCUACUUAUAGAAUAAUAUGCCAAAUUGAAAAAAUUACUUUGA